Messenger RNA from Aureobasidium uvarum, 363 nucleotides. The record is from the annotation of a GenBank genome assembly. NCBI's taxonomy places the organism in Eukaryota, Fungi, Ascomycota, Dothideomycetes, Dothideales, Saccotheciaceae.
AUGUCUACCAUCCGCACCAUCCCCCCUGAACCAGACAACCCCAAUCUCACCAACACUACAAACACCCGCCCCUCAACGCCCUUACCUUCUGCUUCUUCUCCUACAUCCCACACCUCCACCCCAACCACCGUCGCCACCUUGACACCUAAUGGCCAUCACCGCGCUUCACCCUCUCGCGACCCCAGCCGCCCAAAGCCCCGCCAACCCACCCCUCUCCAUCCAUACCAAAGCCGUCGUCAACCCAAGCAACCCAACCCGCAAGACUCGGAGGCAAGUAUGGCAGCACCUCAGGAUUGGCCAGAGGUUAAGAGGGCUUGGUGGAAGAGGGCUUGGAGUUGGCUCAGGGGAUGGGGUUUCCGUUGA